AUUAGCAUGGACUCAUAAAAAAUAAACUGGAAUGCACACUAGACGGUAUCUGGUAGUCACAAUACCGCUGUACCAUUACUCACUGUUUUCGCUGUCUCUUCGCUUCGUUCUCGCAAAAUCGAGAUCCCUUAUAUGUGGCGAUCCGAAAGCAGAUUGAGUCAGUUGGGUCUUCAGUUUGCCAGCGAGAAGAUGUCGUCGUUACCUACGAUCAUUGGAUUGUAUCUCCUGUUCUUUAUCACAUUUAGCAAUGUGCAUGCAUAUAGCACAAAAUGUAGUCCCGUGUUCGGAGAUUGUAACAUGCACACGGAUUGCUGCAGCGGAAGAUGCUUAACCUACGGCUCCUAUUGUGGCUAUCCGGCGCAGCGUCUUACAAAAACCUUUUUGAGCCCCAACGAAUUCACCAGUAGCCAGAAACAACAAUCAAAAUCAAUCAAUGAUGAGGUGAAAGUUAUCGGUCUACCUAGUGAGUCAGAACCAUCAAAUGAUGUUUUUAGUGUUGAUUCAAAGCCGUAUUCAGCUGCUCAAUGCCACAAUGUUGGUGAACCCUGCUCCCGGGCUGAAGAAUGCUGCAACCUACGAUGUCACACUUAUAUGCACAGAUGUGUCACCUGAAGUAAUUCGUAGCAUUGGGGAAACAUGACACACAGCUAAUUACCAAAAUAAUUCAGCUCAGGGUGCGGCCUUUAUAUUCAUUGGAAAUAAGAAUCGCUCUCAAAUAAAGUGGGCACAACAGCUCUACAACUUAAGCUCAAAUAAAAUGGUUAUAAAAAAAGGAUUUAACCAUGCUGAAAUCGUAGAAAUAGUUU
Molecule: messenger RNA, 806 nt
Organism: Drosophila teissieri
Lineage: Eukaryota; Metazoa; Arthropoda; Insecta; Diptera; Drosophilidae
Exons: 3
Coding region: 133-612 (159 amino acids)
Source: RefSeq, a predicted model, not a curated record